Molecule: messenger RNA, 2888 nt
Organism: Ananas comosus (pineapple)
Lineage: Eukaryota; Viridiplantae; Streptophyta; Magnoliopsida; Poales; Bromeliaceae
Product: kinesin-like protein KIN-14O
Exons: 11
Coding region: 642-2513 (623 amino acids)
Biological process (GO): microtubule-based movement
Molecular function (GO): microtubule motor activity; microtubule binding; ATP binding
Source: RefSeq, a predicted model, not a curated record
CCCAUUUCAUGCCGCGGCCGCCGCCGCCUCCUCCUCCCCCUCCUCCUUAUAAAUUAGUGUUCUUCUUUACACGUUCUCCAACACCGUCGUGCUCUAAUAACUUGUGCUCUCUGUCUCUCCUUGUUUUCUGCCAUUAGCAACGCCUAAUAAUAAUAUAACUUAUUAGGCUCCCCUCUGUUUCUCUUCUCUCCUCCUCGUCUCCUUUUCCUUUUCUCCCUUCAAUUAUUAUCUCUUCUUAUUUAUUACUUACUACUCAUCUUAAUUGCCUAAUCAAUCAUCCAUAUAUCUCAUCUCAUCCUUGGAGUUCGAGAAUCUACGAGCUCGUCAGAUUCCAUUGCUGAGGAAACGAACAAAACAAGCGUCAUUUGAAGGCGUUCUUUUGUUUCUUUUUGUUUUGCUCGCAUUCGGAGCAAAGCUCAAGAUAAAGAAGAUUCCCAAUCUCGCCACUUCAUUCGCUUCUUUUAUCUUCUUCACCUUUUGGAACCAAUCUAUCUCAAUGUGCAACCACAGCGUCAUUUGAAGGCACUCAACACUUCCGCCUUAAAAAAUGUACGAGUGCUGCUAAAGCAGCAGCAGGAGCAGAGAACUCGAAGAAGAAGAAGAAGAGAAAUUUGAGCAGGAGGGUCUCAAUCGGAAGGAAAAUGGAAGAUUCAUUAGAGAGCAGUAAUCGGGAGACGCCGCCGUCGUCAAAAUCCUCCCCAGGUGUUGUCUACACAGAUGUCAACAUCGUUCCUGAGCAUGCAAACGCAAAAGAAGGGAUUCUUCUUAAUAUUGAAUCCACGAUCUCAACCCUCCAAGAGGAGAUUUUGACGUUGCAACCGAGGCAGCGAUGUCUCGAUAAGCAGCGGCGAGAGGCUCUCGAUAAGAUCUUAGAUCUGAAAGGAAGCAUUAGAGUGUUUUGUCGGGUUCGAUCGCCUCUCUCGACGAAUAAUUGGAGGUUGAGAUCGCCUCCCAUCUUCGUGGAAUCGGAGAAGAUUAUUGUUGGAUCUGCGGGAACUAAGAAGGGCUUCAGCGUUGAUAGAGUGUUCGCUCAAGAAUCAACACAAGAUGAUGUCUUUAUGGAAGUUGAGCCCAUUCUUCGAUCCGCGCUUGACGGAAACAACGUCUGCAUUCUUGCUUAUGGACAGACCGGUACCGGAAAAACGUACACGAUGGAAGGAGUGAAUGGCGAGCCGGGCAUUGUUCCUCGAGCCAUCGAAGAGCUCUUUCGUCGAGUUUCUCACGACAAUUCCGUGCCGUAUACUUUGUCUAUGAGCAUGUUAGAGGUCUACGUGGGUAGCAUUAGGGACUUGUUGGUCCCGAAGCAACCUUCAUUUAGGACAGCGGCCCUCGUACAUAGGAGCAAUCUCAGCAUUCUAACUGCUAGUAAUGGCGCGGUCGAAAUUGAGGGACUCACAGAUGUGGAAAUAACCGACUUCAAACAAGCUAACCGAUGGUAUUCAAGGGGGAAACGAGCUCGCUCUACAUCAUGGACUAAUGUGAACGAGACCUCCAGCCGAUCACAUUGCUUGACGAGAAUUACGAUAAGCCAAACUAGUGGUGUGGGCGAGAGAGUUAGCAAGUUGUGGUUGGUGGACCUCGGGGGAAGCGAGAGAUUGCUGAAGACUGGUGCCACUGGGCAGACGAUGGAUGAAGGGAAGGCUAUUAACCUCUCUCUUUCGGCCCUUGGCGAUGUUAUUUCCGCUCUAAAGAGGAAGCGCAGCCAUAUUCCUUAUAGGAAUAGCAAACUUACUCAAAUUCUCAGCGAUUCUCUCGGUGAUGGUUCGAAAGUUUUGAUGAUCGUGCACAUUAGUUCCGGUGAAGAUGAUCUAGGGGAGACACUGUGUUCGUUAAGCUUUGCGCAAAGAGUGCGGUCAGUUGAGUCAAAUAGAGAAAUUUCGGAGGAUUUAAAGAGGCAGAAGCAAACAUGUAUCGCUGAGCUCGAACAGCAAAUAAAUGAUAUUGAAGAAGAGCUCGAGAACAUAAGAAAACAAAUCAAGAGAACCCAUAACUUGAUUCAGGAAAAAAAGCAGCUCUUUCCACCGAAUGAUCCAACCAUUGAAGAUCACGAGGGAUCACCGAGAAGCCCGCUCGUGAUAGGCCAUGGUGAAAUUACAGAAAGCCUCCCAACUACAGAAAAAACUGCAAAGAAAACAGUUUGCAGAUCGGGUCCUCGCUUUAUGGCUUCUACCGUAUGCAGUCGACAGAGGCAAAUUGCAGGCGGAGAAGUAAGUGGAAAGAUACGAACCGCAAAAUCGGUCAGCAGAAGCAAUGCGGAUUUUUCUGUGUCUCAGUCGUUCAAUCUUUCCGGUCGUUACGUUAUAUCAAACUUAAAGAAUGCUAAGACUAAUUUGGUGAAAUUUGAAGGCACGAUCGCGAAGGGGCGAGAUUUGUUACUUAAAUGCAAACCAGACAACAUGAGCCAUAACAGCAUCGAUUCGAAAUCAUCCUCGAAUAAGAAGGUGUCCAAGUCUCAUCCUAAUUUGAAGGCUACACUUCCUAAACACAGAAGAAGAAUGUCUGACCUAUUGUAAGAGAACGGCAUGGCAGCAAAAGUAUUAUAAGAUAUAGAGUGAAGCUUGUGAGUGGAGUGAUGAAGUGAUUUUCUUUUCUUUUCUUUUCUUUUCUUUUCUUUUGUGGCUUGAUUAAAUUUUUACUUCUUUUUUUUUAUUAUUAUUAUUAUUGUUUUGGUGGUUUGUUGGCUUGAUUCUUUUGUAAACUUGGCUUUUUGCCCUUCCUUGUGAUGUUUUUAGUUUGGCAUCGAAGGGCCCAGAAAAGAUGUUUGGCAUUAGGGUGAUCGUGAAUUGAUUUUGUAUCUGUUAGUGGGGUUAGUUGUAUUGUUACUACAAUUUGGAGACCUAAUCAUUGCUGAAUCAUUAAAAUUUGUUCUUUCGGGGGUUUUUAUUUCA